This is a messenger RNA of Aspergillus costaricaensis CBS 115574, 387 nucleotides long. RefSeq lists its product as uncharacterized. The coding region runs from base 1 to 387 and encodes 128 amino acids. NCBI's taxonomy places the organism in Eukaryota, Fungi, Ascomycota, Eurotiomycetes, Eurotiales, Aspergillaceae. The record is from RefSeq and is a predicted model, not a curated record. The transcript has 3 exons.
AUGGAAGGCCACGAUGCUGAUGACCAAAGAGAGAGAGAGACACUCACGUUCACGAUCCACUUGGGUGCGCCAGUGCCUUUCUGCCGCACAUGGGAAAAGCGGGGAGGAGGUCUGAGAGCGUCUCCUAAACUAGAUUUGGGGUACACCGAGAAGUCGUCGUAUGUGCCCAUGUGGCUUGCAGGGAGUCUGGGCGACCAUCUGACCUCGGAAGAUGUGGGUUUACCGCAAGUUGAAUCCGACUUUUCGCCUAAGUAUGGAGACAGGGAGCCCACGGUACGGAUGCUGAAUGGGCUCGGGCGUGCCACCGGCCGAUCUGCACAGACGGUGUCAUGUUCCUCCACCAAUGGCUCGGCAGAUUGGAAACACUUGGUGUCUCGCGAUGCAUGA